This is a messenger RNA of Antrostomus carolinensis (chuck-will's-widow), 392 nucleotides long. RefSeq names its product U1 small nuclear ribonucleoprotein A. The record is from RefSeq and is a predicted model, not a curated record. Lineage: Eukaryota; Metazoa; Chordata; Aves; Caprimulgiformes; Caprimulgidae. The transcript is spliced from 2 exons. Gene Ontology annotation, molecular function: RNA binding. The annotation marks the transcript as partial.
AAUUAAAGAAAUCCCUUUACGCCAUUUUCUCCCAAUUUGGCCAAAUCCUGGACAUUUUGGUCUCGAGGAGUUUGAAGAUGAGGGGCCAGGCCUUCGUCAUCUUCAAGGAGAUGAGCAGCGCCACCAACGCCCUGCGCUCCAUGCAGGGCUUCCCCUUCUACGACAAACCCAUGAGGAUCCAGUACGCCAAGACGGACUCGGACAUCAUCGCCAAGAUGAAGGGAACCUUCGUGGAGCGCGACCGCAAGCGCGAGAAGAGGAAGCCCAAGGGGCAGGACGCGCCGGCCGCCAAGAAAGCCGGCAACGCCGCCGCCGCCGCGGGAGCCGUGCCCGUCAGUGUCUCCUUCUCCCCUCCACACUUCUGCGGGAGUUUUUUACAUAUUCAGACAUUU